This is a messenger RNA of Pseudophryne corroboree (corroboree frog), 1666 nucleotides long. RefSeq names its product spermatogenesis associated 6 like (gene SPATA6L). The coding region runs from base 309 to 1484 and encodes 391 amino acids. The record is from RefSeq and is a predicted model, not a curated record. The transcript has 14 exons. Lineage: Eukaryota; Metazoa; Chordata; Amphibia; Anura; Myobatrachidae. Gene Ontology annotation, biological process: spermatogenesis. Gene Ontology annotation, molecular function: myosin light chain binding.
ACAAAGAUGGCGGAGUCUAUAUUGUACCUCAACAAAAAUGGCGCCGGUAGCAGCACGCUGGGAUAUGCGUAAUGAUGGUUACAGACGGCCGUUGCUUGCGGAUCACGGUGUUUGCGUUUCCAUGGAAAUUAGACGCUUCUCCCAUGACCUAAAGGAGCGGCGGGGACUUUCACAGGAUAUACAGCUGCAUCUGUACCUAUUGCUUUGAGCAGCAUUAUAAUGGUUAAUUAACUGAUCAACAUCUAUGCAGAAGAAAACAUUUCACACCGCAGCCCUUAUAAGACUGUAAUCUGCUCUCUUAUAUCGCUAUGCCUCUGAAAGUGGUGGUGGAGCUGCAGAUCCAUGCUGUGACUUGCCCUGGGGUUUUCCUGGCAAAUAAAAAUGACAUCUUUCUCAGUGUCCACAUUUUGGGCCAGUCUAAGGAAACAAGAUCUCUUCCUGCCGUGUUUCCACUCUUGUUCCAUGAAAAAAUGAGGUUUGAAAAGGUUUUUCGAAAGCCAAUAGACCCGGCUGCAGUGGUGCAAGUUCUGGAAAAAUACACAGCCGUAUUUGAAUUGAUACAGCUCAGGAGAGUAGGUGAAGAGGUUUUAGCCACUUACACAGAGAACCAUCGAGAAUUCUUAUUCCCCGAACCAAAGCUGACUCCUGCAUACCCAGGAGUGGACAGGGAGUUACUAAUGAAAACAGCUUCUGGCUUUCCGGGUAUUGCCCCUAAGAUUGAGUUUUCUUCAAGCACAACCAUCAAAGAAAAGCCAAAUGAUUUCCAGAAUAAGCAUCCAUCAAUGAAAGCCCAGUCCCGAAGAUCUUUGCCGAACUCUCCCAGUAGAAAAUCAAGAACUCCAACUAAAAGUUACUCCAGUCCAGAGAAGAGUUACAGCAGUCCUACUACGUCAUCAAAGUACCGAUCUCCAUCACCGUAUACACAAAAGCGGAUGUGUGAGCUUAACAAUGACAAUGAGCAGCGACUUGCCCAUUUAAGUUUGGGCAAUUACGAGUUUAAGUCUGAUGCUGAUUCAAGACCUCCAUUUCUUGUAAGACAUGUUGACCUUACAAAUGCCAUGGGUGAGAAAGUGUCACCACAACUUCCAUCUCCGAAACAGAAGCGCCAUGCAAGUGGGCAUGGAUUAAGAAGAGCUUUGACCAUUGGCGAUCAGCAGCAUAGAACAUCUGCAGAAGAGGACUGUUUGGAUCUGAAUGACCUGAACACAUCUCGAAAAGUCAGCCCAUCUGCGUUGAGCACAUAUUCUUCACAGGGUUUGACUACAAAUACAGCUCACAGGGGAACUCUGUGGCAAAGUUUCCAGUCUGAGAAUAACACCUGGGAGUCCAUACACAACCGAGUGCGUAGUCUAUUAUCUACUCACAGUGCCAAGCAACGACUGUUCUUAGAUAUCUCUGAGGAUGAAGUGGAUCAAAUUCUUGAAAGAUCAUCAAGGAGGUCACCUAACAACAGUUUACAAAAAGUUGCCUUCAAUAAUAACUAGCAGUGACGGUGUCUCAGGACCCAGCAGCUUUGGACAGCUCUCCACAGCUGAGUCUGCGUGUGCUGAAACUAUGCAAUAUAAUGUUUGCAAGUAAAUAUUUAUUUAUUACUCUGUGUGUCACAUUAUUUUAAUCUUUUAUAAGAAAACAGAUCCAUGCUAAUAAAGUAUAGUACAAAAACUGA